Molecule: messenger RNA, 945 nt
Organism: Cadophora gregata
Lineage: Eukaryota; Fungi; Ascomycota; Leotiomycetes; Helotiales; Ploettnerulaceae
Exons: 1
Coding region: 1-945 (314 amino acids)
Source: RefSeq, a predicted model, not a curated record
AUGCCUCCCAAAAGAGCAAAUGGCUCGAAGAGCGCUACCAAGAAAGUCAAAAUAGCAUCGUCGAAGACUACACUUAGUAAGGCUUCGAGAAAAUCUCCAAGAAAGCACACGAAACUCAAAAUUGGACUUACACCAAAACUCAUUGUGAAGAAACUAGCUCAGAAGAAGGAACUUCAAACGCGGAACCAUACGCCUCCUCGCACACGGAGGCAGGAGGCUGUCGCAAGACUGAAGACAGUAGCAACCGUUCUGGAUGCAGAUGGAAUCGCAGACAUCAAAUUCGACGAUCAUGCGGAAUCGAUUGCUAUAUUAGAACCACCGCUUCACACACUUCCCAACCAUGCUGCCAAAACCGAGGGUGACACGAGGCAAUUUGGGCAAGUUAUGGAACCUCAACAAUUCAAGCCUGGGCAGAUCAUUUCCGUUGCAUCUCACGAAGAGGUGUAUCAAGACCCAAAGAACAAAGUCAAACUCCAAGCUACACGCGAACAAACACUGACGCAUUUGGGGUGGGUGUACUCCAAAGCUCGGAAAAUCGUUGUCAUAUCCCGCUUCGCUCAGCACGUCGUCGGCCUUCCCAUAUUCUCCCAUGGUGGAAAGGGUCUCGAGAAGAAGGAAAAGUCGGAGUUUGUGGGAAUUAGAGAUGUACAACAUUUCAAAAGCACUCCUACCGAUUCAGUACACCCCAGUUUAUUGAGCCAUCGAAUUGAACCGUUUACUCAGGUCAACAAGAGUCAUUGGUCGGUCAUCAAUGGCGACUCUUACGUCCAGUUUACACGUCCCAUGUCCUUCGCGUAUAACACUCGAUGUACGGUGGAAGGACAUCUACAGGAUCAAGAUCUAAACAACUUGAUCUUCCUUGCCAACAGCAAGAAACCAUCAUUUCCAGCAAACAUGGCUACGAGAGCAGCACCAAAGGAACGGUUGAAAGCCAGCGGCGGUUGA